This is a messenger RNA of Pseudogymnoascus destructans, 1452 nucleotides long. RefSeq lists its product as uncharacterized. Gene Ontology annotation, molecular function: SNAP receptor activity; SNARE binding. Gene Ontology annotation, cellular component: SNARE complex; membrane; endomembrane system. The record is from RefSeq and is a predicted model, not a curated record. Gene Ontology annotation, biological process: vesicle-mediated transport; intracellular protein transport; vesicle fusion. The coding region runs from base 199 to 1257 and encodes 352 amino acids. NCBI's taxonomy places the organism in Eukaryota, Fungi, Ascomycota, Leotiomycetes, Thelebolales, Thelebolaceae. The transcript has 3 exons.
UCAGCCUUAUGGCUCAGGCCCGAGGAUUGUGCCAAUACCCAAUACCGCCAAUACCUUCUAGCUGGCAGCUUCCCCAGAUGUCGCGAUCUGUAUUCGAUGAAGUGCACAUAUCCUUAAAGCCGAUAUAGAAUUGAAGCGCUCGACGAUCAACAAAUUUUGCACCUUGCAGACGGAACGUCACAGCGGAGGGCGGCCGCCAUGGCCUGGCGAGAUCGCACCAAUCUUUAUAUUUCCUAUCGUCAAUCAUAUUCCCACCACCCAGCAAAGAAGCAACGAUAUGGCGGAUCUACAGGCAAUGGCUACUAUGAGUCUGGUUUGGGCGAGGAGCACCAGGGGCUCAUGUCGCCGAGCGCAUUCGAAGAUGACGGCGACGCUGUGAUUGAGAUGGACCUGCUGCCACCAAGAUGGACGGACAUCAGCGACGAGAUCACGGAGCUCUUGGGUGACAUAGCCGAGAAAUCACAGAAGUUAGAGAAGCUGCAUCAGAAGCAUGUGCUCCCUGGGUUCGACGACGACGUAGUGAAGCGGAAUGAAGAAGGGGAGAUUGAACGGUUGACGCAAGGGAUCACACAAGGGUUCCAUGACUGUCAAAGGUCGAUAAAGAGGAUAGAUAACAUGGUGAAAGAGUCCAAGCAACAGGGGACCAUCAGUAGUGGAGAGGAAACCAUGGCGAAAAACAUACAAAUAUCGCUGGCGGCGCGUGUCCAGGAGGCCAGUGCUGGUUUCAGGAAAAAGCAGAGCGCAUACCUGAAAAAAUUACGAGGCCUUGGUGGCAUGAGCUCGCCGAUAGACCGAUCGGCCACUCCCCAGUUCGCCAACUACACAGACCCGUCGUUGAUGGAAUCUAAUGCCGACAAAUCAUAUUCGGAGUCGACACUACUUCAAACAACCCACAAACAACUCACCUCAAACGACAGUACCAUCAUGCAGCGUGAGCGUGAAAUCACAGACAUCGCACAGGGUAUUAUCGAACUCGCGGACAUCUUCAAAGACCUGCAGGCUAUGGUGAUAGACCAGGGAACAAUGCUCGAUCGGAUAGACUACAACGUGGAGCGGAUGGCCACAGACGUUAAAGCUGCCGAUAAGCAACUGACGGUGGCAACGGGGUAUCAGAAGAAGUCGGUGAAGCGGAAAAUAAUUUUUUUGCUUAUAAUUAUCAUUGCGGGGAUGUUUAUCCUGCUGAUUAUCAAACCGAAGGGCGGCAAUAGGAGUUCGUCGGACGAAGAGAUACCACCGCCUCAGAGGAGGCUAUUGUAAUUUAUUCUCUCAACAUAUUUCCCAAAUAACUGGUCGCGAAAUGUGAUAUAAUCCAUAGCUUGCUAUGAUACGUAUGAGAAAGCUCAGGAACACCCCCGGGGCGGCUUCGGCCUUCGAAGUUUCACCAGCACUUGAACUACAGAAUGUUGGACAUAGUCACGGUUUAUUGGAAGCGAAAAAUUGAGUGUACGGGAG